Molecule: messenger RNA, 4420 nt
Organism: Physcomitrium patens
Lineage: Eukaryota; Viridiplantae; Streptophyta; Bryopsida; Funariales; Funariaceae
Source: RefSeq, a predicted model, not a curated record
GGCUCAAAACCUCCCUGUUUCGAUUACUUGAGAAACGAACUGUAGCCGAAUGCCAUCUUCUUCACUAUCACACCUGUGCUUCGGUUUCCAUCUGAUAGGGUUGUUUUCCUCAGUUGAAACGAAGCGUCAGGGUGUAGCUUCAAGCUGAGUAAUUUGGUCGUUGGGUAAUAUCCUUCGAGAAUUCUUCGAGGGAAUACGUUGUGAGUUGUCUGUUAUGUGCAAAAUUCGCUUUGCUUGCGUCGGUGGGUUUCAGGAGUUUGCGGAGUCUGCGGGAUUUUCCGAGGCUCAACUUGAGACGCACGGAGUGCGGGUAUGUGAGGAGGUCGGGAGGGGAGAAUUGCCUCGUGAGAGUUCAGUUGUCCAUGGCCUGGUGGCUGUGAGGAGGAGAGGAGCGUGAGAAGAGUUUAGUUAGCUGGGAACCGGGUGUGAGAUUUGUGCGCGGAAGGGGGUGAAGAUGUCAUUCCAUGGAGGCACGGGACAUAAGUCGCCUUUCGCAGAGCGUGCGAAGGCGACGAAAUCGCACUUGUCUCCGAGACGUUGUAGUACGGCUGCUGGAGCUGGUAAUGUUAGACCGGCUGCACAACAAUCGCUUUUUGGGGGACAGCUAAGGAGUACGCAGUCACAGUCCGAAGUGAAGGAGCCUACUACUCCGACCAAAGCAUCAGAGGGGAGUGCCACGAAAGGAACUCGCCGGGAUGAGUUUUCAUCUUUCAACGGUAGGAGAGUGGGUACUCCUAUCAAGACGCCUAGAACAGCGUUCGGUUCGAUUCCACCUCGGAGUCCCAAGCGUCCUUACGUCGGCUCGCCAAAAUAUCAGAAAGUGCUUCUAGAGCGGCCAGCGUUCUACAACUCUCCGGCUACGGUGGUGUCUACGACAGACUCUGGCAGAAAAGAAGUGUCGAUCUCUGAACUGCAGAAACGUUUGAAGAGAUUUCUUCAGGAUGAAAAUAUUCCUGCCCACAUCCCGCUCGAAGUCACUCGCGCGGAGCACUUUGACGAAGUUCCUUUCAACAUCAGUCGAUCACCGCGGGUGAACCCCCUCUUCUAUCAUGACAACAGUGUGAUUCAAGUUGCGAAAGGUGGGGUUGCGUUCACAGCAGGGGAGAAUCCUAGCACGCACAGUCCCAGUCCAAGUGUGCAUAGUCCUGUAUUUGAAUCUCUGAAGGAAACCGAUGAAUCAAGCUCUGGAAUGCAUUUUACCAGGGGUGGAGUUGCAUUUACUGCCGGUGUAACUGUUGACACCUGCAUGCACACACCAGUUGCCCUCUUCAAUGACGAAAGGGUGCAAGAAAACAAAGGUGAGAAAGAGGGAGAUCUGGGAAGAGCGGAGGUGGCGGCUUCCUGCGAGGCAGAUUCCCUCCCUGAGUGUCCUCCGGAAGAGGAGUGUUCUUGUGCUGAUGAAUCGAUCAACCCUCCCGAAUCCACAGAGUCUGCGAAGGAUCUCAGUACGGAGGACUUCCCCGUCUACUCGGAGACUGAUGUCGGAAAUCAAGUGGAAGAGUCUGGCCAAGAGGAUGUGUUCCAGGGUCACCACGAGUCUGUGGAAACUGUGGCACUCGAAGUCAGCCAUCCCAAUCCUGAGAAGUGCAUUGAGGUGGAGCAGCAGUGCGAUGCAAGCGCCAACGUCAUCAUGUUCGACGGGUUAGAUAGCAAGCCCCUUGAGGAGGCAGUCGAGGUGACCACCACUAUCGAAGAUGCCAAGGAAAUAGUUGAGUCUACCCCUUUGAUCCAGGAAGCUACCUGUGGCAGCAAACCACCUGUAGCAGCAUCAGAACACAAAUCACCUGUGGCAGCAAUGGUGCACCACUGUUCUGCGAAGGUAGAAUUUAUCUACGAUGAAGAAGAGGAAGCACAGGCUGUUGCCUCGGAGUCUUGGUAUGAGAGGUUGAUAAGAUUUGUUGUCCUUGCCGUCAUGGUGACUUGUGUGAUGGGCUUUAUGGCCCUUGUCUCUGGCAGUCAAGGUCUUAUCCCAGAGGCCUUCCGUGUCAAGUCUGCGGUUACUCCUUUCAGCAAUUCCCCUGUGAGAACGUCAAUUAUACCUGUAUCCAUCGGCUUCUUGGGAAUGGGGAAAGAUCAUGAGAAAAUUCCCUGCGAUCCUGGGGUGCACUUUGGAUUGAAGUUUCUCUCGAUCUCCUUCAAGCCUGAUGUGAUUCAACCUGAAGGCCACGCGUUUCGGCACACUAGUUUUGGGUACGAUUCCGCCCAGGAUGCUGAACUUCCCGUACACGACGUGGAAGAUUUGGAUCAGUUAAAGAGCGUCACCGAACACUAUAAGGAAUUACAAGGGAAACUUCUGUUAGACGUUGCUAGUCUGACGAGCGAGUCCGCACCAUCUGGCACCUCUGAUACCGUGAUUAAAGACGGUAGGACAUUUCACGAUACAGAGGGCGUCGCAGAGCCCGAAGACAAUGAAGUCAUCUUGGAGUUAAUGCCUAGUGAGGGUGCGACGGAUUUGGUAACUGCCGAGAGCUUGUCAGAGCUAAAUGUCCAGCCGGACGAUCCAGAGUCUGCGGAGGACGUUGUCGAAGAACGGGGAUUGGAGGCUGUUCCUCUUUCUGACGAACUUGGCUCUGGAUUGGCUGACUACUCGUUGACGAGUGAAAACCUUGAAAGCAGCCGAAGCAUCCUUGCCACAAAUUUAGAAGUCGAAGCUCUGCAAUUGGAAUCUAAUGCCGAGUUGGAUGUACUGGUCGACGCUCAGAACGUGUUGCCUUCCGAUGACACUGAUUCUGCCGAUUCUACGGAGCAAGUGUGUGAUGUUUCUAUGGAACCAGUAGAACUUGAUUCUAAUUUGGAGGAAGUCACUCCGUCUGUGGAAAAGAUAUCAACGCUAGAGGUGUCAGGAACAUACACCUCUCCCGUCAUAGUAGAGGAUCUCGUGCCCCAUGUCCUCGAGGACAUAUCAACAGACCAACUUUCUGUUGAAUCACCUUGGCAAGGAACUGAGGAUGUCGUCAGCAUGGGCUACCCUGCCGAAGAACAUGGUGUUGUGAAAGAUUCUGAAGACAUUGAGUCUUUUGUGGACGAGGGGCCCACCCUAUCACAGAGCUUGAUGGAGGAAGUUCAUUCGAGUAUUGGACCUACUCAAUCCUCUGAAGCUGUCUGCGACGCUCCUGGGAGUACCACGAUCGUCCCUGAGGUGGAUAUUCAUGAGGAAGCUGACCUUCACACCACAACCAUUGGCUUUCUUGUGGCGGCUCUAGCUUUUACAAUGCUCUUCGCCAUAAAAUCACGCAAGAGUCCGCCAGCCACGGGUGUCACUCCUGUUACUCAAGCUGAAGCUUUCACUGCCAUAGCAGCUGAUAAAAAAUUGUUUCCUUCCACAACAUCCGCCUUCAAGCCUGAAAGUAAGCCUGUUACUCGACCUACACGAUCGGUCUAUGACUCCUACAUUCCUGCCAGCGAGGAGUUGGAUGCCAUUACAUCACCACUGAAAAGCAUCCGGACACCCAGGUACAUUGGCAUGGAAGGCUUCUCUGCAAAAUACGGGGCGGCUCAACCUGCCACUAGUUCCCCGAACUUCUACCAACCGUCAGCGAAAGUUGACAAGCUUCAGCAGAAGCCUACCACGACAUGGCACCCUGCAAUAAACAGUGGUAACAUGAUGUCCAGCUCGUACCGCCAGACGGCGUCAUAUGUUCCGACGUUACCCUCCGAGUCGGGUAUUUCCACAUCUACAAGGGGUGAGAGCGAGAUGAACUCUGUGGCAGAAAGUGCCCUUAGCAUGGGAGCUGAAGAAUGGGAACAUCUGGGAAGCUAUACCACCACUGAACUCAUUUCCCUAAACGACGGUAGAGAAGAGCUCAAGAAACGUACUCCAGUGCGAAGAUCGCAACGUAUUCGCAACAAAGUGUCACCGCUUCCCGUAAGGUUCACAUAGGUUUUCUGUGCAGAUCUACGCAGGUUAACGGAUUUUCCGCCCUAAUCUUCACUUCGAAGGUACAGGAUGGUUCUGAUCAUCUGAAGUCCAGUAUGAGGUCAAGCUACGUUAUCCACAUUUCUUAACAUCAGAUCUUCGAUCGAAGACCUGAUGCUGAUGGAUUGUGAUAGAGCUGACUUGGUGCAGAUCCUCCCGUAGGAUUCUUUGCAUAGACGAGCACGGGGAAUGGGACUGCUAUAUUCACUUCGCAUUUGAAGCGAAGCGCGAUGAAGUUAAGUGAUGGCAUCGCAGUAGAGGUGUACUCUCUGUACAGUAUUCUAAAAGUAUGCGGUGGAUUUAGACAUGUCUAGUGCGAACGCUCAACCUCUGAGUGAACGUUGCAAUUUACUGUUAUUAAGGCAUUUAGGAAGAUUGCAAUUACAAUAUCUGUCUCCGCCACUGUAUACCACUACAACUUAUGAACACUUUACAGAAUAUAAAGUGUACUUUUAGCUAAAACCUUUAUAACUUCGAUUGGAUGAAAGACAGUUGGAUUUGAAA